This is a messenger RNA of Linnemannia hyalina, 1194 nucleotides long. The record is from the annotation of a GenBank genome assembly. Lineage: Eukaryota; Fungi; Mortierellomycota; Mortierellomycetes; Mortierellales; Mortierellaceae.
AUGAAGAUCACAACAGCACUCCUCACCCUUGCCCUCGCAGUCCUGUCCGUCUGCGAGGCCUCCCCAAAGCUCGGGGGCAAGAUUGUCUCCCUCGUCCGCAAUCCAUCACACAAGAAGAACUUCCAGGCACACAUCAAAAAGUUGCGACACAGAUACCCUCAUAUCAAAGCAGGUGGAAACACAACCGUUAGUGCUGUAGGAGUCGGCGCUGUGCCACUGAUUGACGUCGGCACUGACAAUGAGUACUAUGGACCUGUGCAGAUUGGAAACCCCCCUCAGACAUUCAACCUCAACUUUGACACCGGAUCAGCCGACAUCUGGCUCCCCGCCCUUUCCUGCAAAACCCAAGCCUGCACCGUCCACACCCGCUACAACGCUUCCGCCUCAUCAACCUAUCGUAAAGACGGUCGUCUCUGGGAGAUCACCUAUGGCGAUGGGUCCGGGGCCAAUGGAAUCCUUGCCUCGGAUAUGGUCAACGUCGGAGGGAUCCAGGUUCGUCAGACCAUUGGGCUUGCGACCAACGAGACUGCAGACUUUGAGACUUCGCCCGAGGACGGGCUCUUUGGUCUGGGGUUCAGUGCCAUCGAAUCCGUCCCUGGUGUUAAGACGUUCAUGGACAAUGCUAUUGCUGCCAAUGCCGUCGCCCUCCCUGUCGUCUCGGCUUACCUCCCUUCGGUGCGUCGUAAUGGAGGCAAGGAUGGACACUACCUCUUUGGCGCAAUUGAUGAUACAAAGUUCCAGGGUAACCUCACUUACGUCCCCGUGACCCAGCAAGGGUACUGGCAGAUCACCAUCGAGGAUGUCUCCUUCAAUGGCAAUUCGCUCAACUAUACCACCGAGGGCAUCAUUGACACCGGCUCUACCUUGGUCAUGGUCAGCGACGCUGCCGCCGCCUCAAUCCACCAGAACAUCAAUGGCUCGUCGCUCUCUCAAGAGGCCCAGGGUUGGGUAGUUCCCUGCGCUCUAGCCAACACCACUGGCGCAGUUGGCUUCACAAUGGCUGCCAAGUCGUUCGAGGUCCCUUUGGCUGACCUGCCCUGGCUGCCGGUCACCGAGGGUAGCGAGACUUGUUACUCGGGCGUUCAGGGUGGUGCUGAAGGACUUUGGAUCCUGGGCGAUGUGUUUAUCAAGAACAACUACUGUGUCUUUGACCAUUCCACCCAGGCAUCCAUUGGAAUCGCCCCUCUCAUUUAA